AUGCCGCCCAACGAGGACAUCGCGGCCCUCCACCCGUCGAGCUGCCUCGGCUUCAGCGGCGGCGUCCUCGGCGGGUUGCACGCCGUGAGCUACCGCGGGGAGCCCUUCAUCACGUUCCCGCUCGGGGCCAUGGUCGUCGUGAAGCACGCGACGCGCAAGGAGGGCGUCGCCUUCCUCCAGGGCCACAGCCGCAGUGUGUCCUGCGUCGCCGUGAGCCACGACUGCCGCAUGCUCGCGUCGGGCCAGACGAACCAGCUCGGCGUCGAGGCGCCGGUCAUGCUCUGGGAUUUGGAGGAGGCCUGCGAGCGCGUGCUGCAGGGCGGCGCGGGCCACGGGUCCCUGGGGCCCGUGCACGUGCUCCGGCAGCAUUUGGCGGGCGUGCAGGCGCUGUCGUUCUCGUGCGACGACCGGUCGCUCGCGACCAUCGGCGGCCGCGACGACAACUCGCUCGUCAUCUGGGACACGCGGACGGGCAACGCGAUCUGCGGCGUGCCCGCGGCGCCGGACACGGUGCUGUGCGUCAGCUGGCUCAAGCGGAACCCGCACCGUUUGGUUACCGCCGGCAAGUACCACGUCCGCGUCUGGCACGUGGACCCGUCGGGCCCGAAGAUCCACCCCAUGGACGCGAAGAUGGGCAAGAUGAAGCGCGUCGUCCAGUGCGUCGACGUGUCCGCCGACGACGACUACGCCAUGUGCGGCACGCAGACGGGCGAGGUGUUGCAGAUCGACGUGAACCGCGAUCCGAUUUUGGCCUACAACGACCCGGACCGCAUGGUGCCCCGGCUCGUGAACACGUCCAAGGACCGCUUCGGCAAGGGCGUCAAGUCCAUCUGCGUGAUGCCCGGCGCGUCCGCGGACGGGCUCGACGUCCGCUGGACGGCCCAGGUGUCCGGAGGCGUGACCUCCUUGUCGGCGCUGCCGGACAACCCGCGGGCUUUAGCGAUCGGCACGGACCUGGCGAACCGCUACGAGAUCCAGGACCUCGGGCGCGAGCCCUUUUUGAAGGGCACCGCGCACACGGGCGCCGUCUUCGACGUCUGCUUCCCGGAGUACUCGUCCCAGGUCUUCAUCACCUGCUCCGUGGCCGACAUCCGGGUCUGGGACGCGGCGAAGCGGGCCGAGCUGCUGCGCAUCCAGGUGCCGAACCUGGAGUGCAAGUGCGUCGGCGUGACGGCCGUGGGCGACGUCGUCGUCACGGGGUGGUCCGACGGCAAGGUCCGCGCGUUCGGCCCCGAGUCGGGCAAGCUCAAGUUCGCCAUCCCCGACGCCCACGCGGAAGCCGUGACGGCGCUGGCGCUGUGCAAGGAGGGCGGCUGCGUGCAGACGCGGUCCGGCGCGCCCUGGCGGCUGCUCACGGGCGGCGUCGACGGCCGCGUCCGCGUCUGGAAGAUCACGCACUCGCACCAGGCGCUGCUCAACUCCAUGAAGGAGCACCGGUCCGCCGUGACGUGCAUCCGCAUCACGACGGAGCGCGACCAGUGCAUCUCGUCGUCCAAGGACGGCGCGUGCCUCGUCUGGUGCCUCGAGCGCUACGUGCGCCUCACGGCGCUCUUCGAGCCGACGCUGUUCAACUCCGUGCUCUACCACCCGGACAGCUCGCAGAUUUUGACCUGCGGCUCGAACAUGAAGAUCUCCUACUGGGAGGCGUCCAGCGGCGACGCCAUCCGCGUCGUCAAGGGCGGCGACGGCGAGAUGACGGCGCUGGCCAUCUCCGACAACGGCAAGUACUUCGUGUCCGGGUCCGCGGACAAGAGCGUCAAGCUCUGGGACUACGACGGCGGCAUCUUCCUCGCCAAGGGCGUCGCCCACAGCGGCACCGUGUCCGCGGCGACGAUCUCGCCGGACCAGCGGACCGUCGUCUCCGUGGGCCACGAGGGCGGCAUCUUCGUCUGGCCGCUGCCCGAGGAGAUCGCCUCGGACAUGUAG
Molecule: messenger RNA, 1926 nt
Organism: Aureococcus anophagefferens
Lineage: Eukaryota; Pelagophyceae; Pelagomonadales; Pelagomonadaceae
Exons: 2
Coding region: 1-1926 (641 amino acids)
Biological process (GO): cilium assembly
Molecular function (GO): protein binding
Source: RefSeq, a predicted model, not a curated record